AUGACCAACUGGGCCCACGUCAAGAUCCCUGCUACCCCCACCCCCAACCUCAUCAUCGUUAACAACAUUAGCGAGGAGGCCUCCGAGAAGACUGUCAAGGACUUCUUCUUGUUCUGCGGAAAGAUCCUCGAGUUCGAGCUCCAAAAGGAGGGAGAUCGCCAAGUUGCCCUUGUCCUCUUCGAGCGUGAAUCUGCUGCCAAGACUGCCUGCAUGUUGACCAACGCCAUGAUUGUCAACAGCCAGAUCUCGGUCAAGCCCUACUUUGAGGAGGCCACCGGCGACGACCACACUGCUCAGGAGAACAAGCCCAAGGUUACUGUCUUGGCCGAGAUUCUCGCUGCCGGAUACACUCUCCAGGACCAGAUCAUCGAGAAGGGUCUUGAUAUCGAUGCCAAGUAUGGUCUUACUAGCAAGAUCCAGGCCUACGUCGAGGCUGCCAAGGCCCAGGCCAAGACUUUGGACGAGAAGUUCCAGGUCACUGCCAAGGCCACCGAGAUUGACCACAAGUACCACGUCCAGGACCGUGUCACCGCUGCUGUCGGCCAGGGUAUCGACUACUCUAACCAGGCCCUUCAGACCGCCCCCGGCCAGAAGGUCGCCGGUGUUGCCACUCAGGUCAAGGAGCAGAUCGCCGCUGUCCACUACGAGGCCCGUCGCCUUGCCGAUGAGAAGAAGGGCAAGGCUCCCAUCGCUGCCCCCGCUUCCGAGACCCCCGUUGCUUAA
This is a messenger RNA of Linnemannia hyalina, 723 nucleotides long. Lineage: Eukaryota; Fungi; Mortierellomycota; Mortierellomycetes; Mortierellales; Mortierellaceae. The record is from the annotation of a GenBank genome assembly.